Messenger RNA from Callithrix jacchus (white-tufted-ear marmoset), 1548 nucleotides. It is a transcript of the gene IFNL3, whose product is annotated as interferon lambda 3. Gene Ontology annotation, molecular function: cytokine activity. NCBI's taxonomy places the organism in Eukaryota, Metazoa, Chordata, Mammalia, Primates, Cebidae. Gene Ontology annotation, biological process: innate immune response; cell surface receptor signaling pathway via JAK-STAT; positive regulation of immune response. The record is from RefSeq and is a predicted model, not a curated record.
AUGGUGAAACACUGUCUCUACUAAAAAUAUAUAAUUUAGCUGGUAAUGGUGGCCCGUGCCUGUAAUCCCUGCUACUUGGGAGGCUGAGGCAAGAGAAUCGUUUACACCCAGGAGACGGCGGUUGCACUGAGUCACUGCACUCCAGCCUGGGUGACCGAAUGAGACGCUGUCUCAAAAUAUGUAUAUACUGGCCAGGAGUGGUGGCUCAGGCCUAUAUUCCCAGCACUUUAUAGGCUGGAGGAGGAGGAUUGCUUGAGUCCAGGAGUUUGAGGCUGCAGUGAGCUAUGAUCAUGCCAUUGCACUCUGGUGACAGGGUAAGACCCUGUCUUAAACAACAACAUAACCAGAGCAGGCAGAAACCUCUUGGGAGCACACUUUCCUGUAGGUGAUCCCUGAGUCUGCAUCAGUUUCUCUUUUCCUCCAGUUGCUCACCUGGCUCACGGGCCCCGCCCUGCCCUGGGCUUUCCCAACCUGGGGCUCCCCUGGUGGCCGGUUUCUUACCUGAAGGCUGUGUUUUCACUUUUCCUACAUCAGCUGGGGCUGCCCUUCUGUCCGGGAUAAAAGCUGCCCCAUGGAGCUCAGGCAGCAAUCACAUCCCAGACAGAGCUCGAAAUUGAUAGAAAGAGUCAAGGCCAGUACACAGGCUGAGAUCUGGAAGAGGAGACUGAAAACAACAGAGACUCCAAAGAAGACCCAGAGAGACCCCGGGUGACAGCCUCAGAGUGGUCCUUCUGCUGACGAAGCCCAGAGAUCAGGAAUGAAACAAGGCAUGAGUGGGGGCUGCAUGGCAGUGCUGGUGCUGAUGGCCGCAGUGCUGACCGUCACUGGAGCAGUUCCUGUGACCAGGCCCCUCGGGGCCCUCCCGGAUGCAAGGGGCUGCCACAUAGCCCAGUUCAAGUCCCUGUCCCCACAGGAGCUGCAGGCCUUUAAGAGGGCCAAAGAUGCCUUAGAAGAGUCACUUCUGCUGAAGGACUGCAGGUGCCGCUCCCGCCUCUUCCCCAGGACCUGGGACCUGAGGCAGCUGCAGGUGAGGGAGCGCCUCGUGGCCUUGGAGGCUGAGCUGGCCCUGACGCUGGAGGUUCUGGAGGCCACCGCUGACAAUGACACGGCCUUGGGGGACGUCCUCGACCAGCCCCUUCACACCCUGCACCACGUCCUCUCCCAGCUCCGGGCCUGUGUCCAGCCUCAGCCCACGGCGAGGCCCAGGCCCCGGGGCCGCCUCCACCACUGGCUGCACCGGCUACAGGAGGCCUCGAAAAAGGAGUCCCCUGGCUGCCUCGAGGCCUCUGUCACCUUCAACCUCUUCCGCCUCCUCACUCGGGACCUGAAAUGCGUCGCCAGCGGGGACCUGUGUGUCUGACCUUCCCACCUCCCUGCCACCCAUCAUGGAAUCUAAGAUUUUAUUUAUACAUCAACCACUUGUCUUAAUUUAUUGCCACCCAAUUGCUAUUUAUGUAUUUGUGUGUGUAAACCCAACUCGCCUCUGGGAAAAUGUUUAUUUUUCUACUUUUUAUAACCCUUGUUGAAAUAAAGAGUGAGGAAAAGGCA